Messenger RNA from Sinocyclocheilus grahami, 877 nucleotides. RefSeq names its product dedicator of cytokinesis protein 8-like. Gene Ontology annotation, biological process: positive regulation of GTPase activity; small GTPase-mediated signal transduction; positive regulation of T cell migration. Gene Ontology annotation, cellular component: cell leading edge. The annotation marks the transcript as partial. The transcript has 7 exons. The record is from RefSeq and is a predicted model, not a curated record. Lineage: Eukaryota; Metazoa; Chordata; Actinopteri; Cypriniformes; Cyprinidae. Gene Ontology annotation, molecular function: guanyl-nucleotide exchange factor activity.
CUACAAAUACGCCUGGUUCUUCUUUGAACUUCUUGUGAAGAGCAUGAGUCAGCAUGUGUCUCAGCUGGAUAAGAAGGCAGUCCCUCGAAGGAAUAGAUUUUCGGAUCGUUUCAAAGAUGACAUCACCACUAUUGUCAACGUGGUGACUGCUGAGAUCGGAAACAUUUUAGUAAAACAACAAAAGGAACUGGAGCAGGCAGAGAAGGUUAACAUCAGCCUGGCUUUCUUCCUGUAUGACCUGAUGUCUCUGAUGGACCGAGGCUUUGUGUUCCAGCUGGUGAAGAAUUACUGCAACCAGGUCCUGCAUAUGAGGUUGGAGUUUUUGAGGGUCCUGUGCAGUCAUGAGCACUACCUCAAUCUCAGCCUGUUCUUCAGCAGCCCUGCGUCUGCCCCCGCCUCCCCGUCACCCUCCACCUCCUCACAGACCUCCAGCUCGUGCAGUUUUCAGGACCAUAAGAUCACAGCCAUGUUUGAUCUGUCGCAAGACUUUAAGCAGCGGCAUUACUUGACCGGACUGCUGCUGACCGAACUCAGCACUGCACUGGACAUGGAGUCAGAGGGGGGGAGAGUACAACAAAAGGCCAUCAGUGCCACAUACAGCUUAUUGUGCGCUCAUGAUCUGGACCAGCGCUGCUCAAGGCCAGAGGUCAAGGCUAAGAUUGCUGCUCUCUACCUCCCUCUAGUGGGCAUCAUCAUUGACUCCAUCAAUUACCUUGACUUCACAGUAUCUGACUCGCGUGGCAGUAAAGGCAAAUCUGGUGGGCCUGAGGAAGAUCCUGACAGCAUCACCCCCAUCAAUCAGUCUGUUGCCAUGGCAAUCGCUGGAAAUCCUUUCAACACUUUAGCGAGAAAUGCACUGGUCUCUAUGGCCUCUGUG